AAUUACAGUCCAUGUUUGACACCAAAACUAUUCCUAAUGUUGUUCAACAUUAAGUAUGGAAUCUGGCUAAUAUGUCUGAACCAACAUUAACAAGUAUGAUGUUUUACUGCAGAUAACCAAAAUGAUUCUUGAUUCCUUAAAAACAAUAACCCAAUAUUGGUUUAAAAAGAACUAUGGUUAUAAAAUUCCUUAAACAUCGAAGGUAAUUCAGGUGUCCAAAGAAGAGAAAGUAGAGGAUCAUGAUCAUAUAGCCUUCGAGUUCUCGGACCCCUCAGCUAGCACACAACAGAUCUAAUCCGGGAUUUGACCCGGCUUUGUGCUAGACUGGCCCGAAUUUGAUAAAAAAAAAAUGAUAUUUAUCAGAUCUAAAUAUCUAAUCCAAUCUAAGGUCAUGAUCAUGAGUUAGUUAGACUGCUCAACUCUAAAACACAAAACAAUAUUAUUUCAUUAUGAUUUUUUAAUGAAGAAAGUAAAAAACUCAAGACUAGAUUCCAAUAUAAUAUUCAAAGCAUGCGAAAAGAGAUCAAGAAAAUCUCCACAAAAUCCGACAAGGAAACCUACGUGCACAGUUGUAAACUGCUGAGCGGAGUGAAGUAAAGUAAAGUAAGGCGGCAGAGGCACAUAAUGUCCUCAUAAUUGUGAGUUUACUAUGGUAACUGUAAGAGAGACCUAAAUUUUAAUAAAUGAAAUGCUUUGAAUCUAAUUUCUUAUUAAUUACAAUGUCGACAUUCUUCCAACACUUAAGACUUGUACAUUCAUAAACAUCUCUUUCGAAAAAUACAAAGUCAACAACAAACAUUAAUUUCUUACAUUUUUUUUAAUUGUUAAUUAGGAAAAUAUAUAUAGAAAGUAAUUUAAGGGAAAAUAAUUGAGUUUUUAAUAUAAGGAUAUAAUUGAGAAAUGGUCUCAUGUACAUCAUUUUAUCAAUAUAUUUCCUUAUUUAAGCCUUAAUUGGAUGCUUUUUUUGACAAAUAGAGCAUUGGAUGUCCUCAUUAUUUCUUCACUGUUUAACACCAUCACUACUAGUUUACAGAAUUAGUCACUAACCUAGCUACCUGUCAUAUAUAGUUCUUAAUUAUGUGAUUAUUAGAGCAAGACAAUUACCUGUUUAACCCUGCAAUUCUCAUCAAUUCACUCACCCUACCACACCAAACAAAAUAUAUCUGAAUACCCUUUUGGUAAUUUACCUCCCUCCAUGUAAAUACUUGUCCUAAUUUUAAAAAAAAAUCGAAAAUUCAUGAUGCCAUCCGAAUAGUGUACAGCAAUUUAUAAAGAGUAAGAGGGGAUCACGUUUCUCUGUAUAAAUCAAAGUACAAUAGCAAUAUUUUCACACAGAAUCUGCCUCAAGAACUGCCUGCCUACAUCUUCAAUCCCUUUCCUUCACUUUGCUGACAAUUUUUCUCUUGAUCCCAUCAUCAUGCAGAAUUUUAUCAAUUUUUAUUUAACCUUCAUUUGCUUGCUUCUACUACUCCCUACUCUUGCUUUAGGAGAAUGCACAUGUGAUGCAGGAGGAGGAGAAGGCAAAAAUAAAUCUGAGGCCUUGAAAUACAAAGCCGUAGCAAUUGCUUCUAUCCUUUUUGCGGGUGCAGUUGGAGUUUGUCUUCCAAUUCUUGGAAAAACUAUCCCCGUUUUAAGCCCUGAAAAGAAUAUUUUCUUCAUCAUCAAAGCUUUUGCAGCCGGUGUUAUAUUGUCGACAGGCUUUAUUCAUGUGCUUCCUGAUGCUUUUGAUAGCUUGACAUCGCCAUGCCUAGGUGAAAAUCCUUGGGGUAAAUUUCCCUUCACGGGGUUUGUGGCAAUGGUGUCGGCAAUCGGGACUUUAAUGGUGGAUUGUCUUGCAAGUUCUUAUUAUACUAGGUUGCACCUCAACAAGGCUCAACCAGAGGAGAGUAGGGAUGAGGAGAAGGCAGCAGUAGAGGCUCAUGAGGGUCAUGCUCAUACUCAUGCAACUCAUGGCCAUUCUCAUGGCUUAGUGGAUAGUUCUGGUUCUGGUCCAUCUCAGCUUAUUCGCCACCGGGUUAUUACACAGGUUUUGGAGUUGGGAAUUGUGGUGCACUCGGUGAUUAUAGGAGUUUCUUUAGGAGCUUCUGAAAGUCCCAACACAAUAAGACCUCUAGUGGCUGCCCUAAGCUUUCACCAAUUUUUUGAGGGUAUGGGACUUGGUGGAUGCAUUACUCAGGCGAAAUUCAAGACCAAAACUAUUGUGAUAAUGGCACUCUUCUUCUCCCUAACAACCCCAGUUGGCAUUGCAAUUGGCAUAGGCAUAGCAAAUGUCUAUAAUGAGAGCAGUCCUAAUGCUCUUAUUGUGGAAGGAAUUUUCAAUGCUGCCUCAGCUGGUAUCCUAAUCUACAUGGCACUUGUGGAUCUUCUGGCAGCUGAUUUUAUGCAUCCAAAAGUGCAAAGUAAUGGAGCACUUCAAUUUGGGGUUAAUGUUUCUCUUCUUCUAGGAGCUGGUUGUAUGUCUCUCCUUGCCAAAUGGGCUUGAAGCUUUAGCUAUCUAGAGUCCUUUCUCUCUUGUUUUUUCUUGAAAAUCUUGUAAUGAUAUGAUUGACUUAACUUUUGCUUGAUGAAGAUAGAGAAAGUCAUUUUGCCUUCCAAUUUCUUGGUGUUGUAAAUGUCAUCUCUUUCAUUCGUUUCAUUGUCUUGGAUGAAACAAUUGGCACAAUUUUGAUAAUCAAAAGAGUUGUCUGAAGUCUGUAUGUGAUGACAAUACACCUUUUUAUUUCAUUGUGAAUAUUUCUUUUCAUGAAAAA
Messenger RNA from Populus nigra (black poplar), 2750 nucleotides. Its product is annotated as zinc transporter 8-like. The transcript is spliced from 3 exons. Gene Ontology annotation, molecular function: zinc ion transmembrane transporter activity. Gene Ontology annotation, cellular component: plasma membrane. Lineage: Eukaryota; Viridiplantae; Streptophyta; Magnoliopsida; Malpighiales; Salicaceae. The record is from RefSeq and is a predicted model, not a curated record. Bases 1418 to 2482 code for a protein of 354 amino acids. Gene Ontology annotation, biological process: zinc ion transmembrane transport.